Nezara viridula (southern green stink bug) is the source of this 4466-nucleotide messenger RNA. NCBI's taxonomy places the organism in Eukaryota, Metazoa, Arthropoda, Insecta, Hemiptera, Pentatomidae. The record is from the annotation of a GenBank genome assembly.
CCAACUGUCGGUAGUGGUUUGUUGUGUGUUAUUUUUCUACAUUUUGAAGUUGAUACAACUGUUAUAUUACUAGUUUUGUGCUCGACAAAAGUGUACCUCCUUCAAAAUUAACAGCCCCAAUCUUCAACUUGGUUUAACGAUUGAAUGGAGAGGUAGCAAACGACUUCGCAGAUAUUGAAUCAGCAUGGUUACCGUACUAUAAGAUCAUUUUAAUUCUGAAAACCAACUUGAGUAUUUAAGGAAAAUGGUGAGGUGAUAACUACAAGAUGGAGUGCGAGGAGCGGCCCCACGGUGACGAAAUCCUGCGGUCAGGGGUGAGGAGGAAGGCCGAAGGCCCCCCGCCCCAGCUGCCCCCCAGGCCAUUGCAGUGCCCCCAGUCCCAUAUGGAGGCACAUCUCACCAAGAAGAGAUUAAGGAAAUAUGUGUUCCUCUGCUCUGUAUGUGGUGGACUUGCUUCACUACUUGGGGGACUCUUCCUAGGUGUUUAUGUUAUCCUUAGAUCAUACACCUCUUCAUUAGGCUAUUUUGAAACCAUACCUACAUACAUACCUGCAGCGAUGUUACUACUGACAGGGCUUGGGAUUAUGUGUUUAGCAAGAAGAAAAAAUAGAUAUGCGUUAUUGAUUAAAGUAUGUGGAGUGUGCUGUUUAAUGUGUGCUGGCACAUGUAUUAUGGUAACAGUGACAACAACCGUCAUUCACAUGAGUCGAUUGCAGUCACUUCGAGAGUGCGUCUACACAACCAAAACCCUAACUUGUACCUGCUAUUCAAUACUGCUCUCAAAAGAAGGACAGAGACCAGACGAUGGUGCCCAUUAUGUGUUCAAUUCAACACCAAAUUGUGAAGUGAUCCAUGGAGCUCUUUAUUCCUGCCUAAGAGCAAUGUUUGGAUUGUCAGUCAUUGGGAUCCUUGUCUGCAUUUUCUGCUGUAUGCUUGUUUAUCAACUCCUCAGCCAUGAGAGGAAGAAGAUGUAUUGGGAACAGCUGGAAUUGCGCUGCAGGUACCUCUACGGCCAGCCGAGAAACCAACCUGUGAUCUCUCCACCACAACGAUGCAGCCAUUGUGCUUGUUCCCAACAGUUUUCUUACCCUCAAGCCACUGACCCAACCUUUGAAAACAGACAGUGGACGGGUGGAAGAAUAGGAAACCUUUACUCUCCAAAUCCUGAGCCAGUUUCUACUGGUUGGGGCUGGAGGUUACCUUGGUCUCGUGACCAACGCCAGCAUCAAGAACCAAGCAGGGGUAGUAGUAGAGACGGGAGAGCUUCACGUGAAGGACAGAGCAGUGGAGCUGACUCUCAGUACGGGUUCUCCGAAGGUGGGACAGUUGGCAGGACUGCUGGGCUCGCCACAGUGUCAGGGCUUAGUCCUUGGGGACCUCCGCCUCCAUAUUCUGAUCCCAACUCUCCUCGUCGCCAGCAUUCUUCUGUCAACACCACUGAAGAUAAUCAGGUGUUUUCUCCAAGAGUGAAAUAUCUUCGAGAAAAACGUCCUGAAUUAUCAGAAUCUGAAGUAUAUUUUGCGGAUGUAAGCAGUUGUUGCAAUGGUUCAAUAAGAAAUGAUUCAUUAGUUUAUGAUGAACCACAGGAGAGAACAAAAACAAACCAUCGUUUUCCAAACAUCCCAGAAGAGAGGGCAUCCCCUGACUCAGAAGUAGCUGAGGAUGGUUCUGAGGAAGACGACCCGGAGCUAGUUAGUUUCAGCCGCCGUAACAAUCUUACUAGGUCUCAUCGGAACAGGUUGGAUCUCUCACAGGCAACUGAAGAUUUUUCACAGAUGUCUGUCGACUCUGUGGGCCAGGCUGAUUCACCAUGGGGUUCUCCAGAUUUCUUGGCACCCGAUGCUCAAUAUGAAACUAUCCCUGAACCAAUAGGAUUCAACGAACGAAGACCACCAACCAGAGACAACUUUACAGAAUUGAAUGGUAAUAAGCAGCCAGUUGACAGGUGCAAUAAUCCUCACUACUAUGGAGGUGAGUAUCAGUCACGUUACACUAAUCCAGAUGGUCUUCUUCGCCACCAUUACGAAGAGAUUCAAGAACCUCCAACACAAAGGAUAUCAGAAACAAGCAUGGGAAAUUCUCCUGUGUUUGGAAGUCGCUUAUUUCCAAAUCCUCCAAGAAGACAUUCACCAGAAUGCAUUGCCCUGGUUGAUGAGUCACUUUGUUCGCAUAAUGAUUCAUCAUGUCGUUGCUCAAUGAGUAUCAAUAGUAGAGUUGAAGAUAAUGUUCCAAAUUAGCAUCACAUCGAUCUGUAAACAUUAAAAAAACGAAUAAAUAAUACCUCCAUAGUUCCUUAAUGAGAUAUUUAUUAUGUAAUGGAUUUGAAAUAUUUACACAAAAGUGGUUUAUUUUUACUAUAAGUCCCUACUUAUUCAAAGAUUAUUAAUUUAGGGGAUGUUUUUAAAUUUUUCAUAAUAAAUAAUUUAUUUAUUGUGGUAGAUUGUGGAAUUGAAUUAAUUUAAUUUAUUUCAAAUCUUAUUAAAGUUUGUUUUUCAGAUUGAUACUUGAUAAUAUUUAAAGGUUCUGGGUAAGAAAGCAGAAUUAUAUGUUGCUUUUCAAAAAAAUGUGUUUCGUCUUUAAAGGGUAUCUAAAGUACGGUCAUUUAGGGGUAAUACCUUCAAGUAUAUUUUUUUUUUAAAUCUUAUUUAAAAAUAUACUGCACCCCCAGUUUUUUAGAAGACUGACUAAUUUAACAUGAUUUUGAAAAAUAUUGAUGUAUAUACCCAUCACGGUGUUCUCCACAUUGCUGGAAUGAUGUAUGUUAUUAUUGAACUCAAUUCUAAUGAUUGUAGUUAUGGAACAAUUUUUGAAACAAAAGAAAACUUUGUUUCCACCUUUUAUAAAUUAUCAAGUUGUAUAAUAGAAAGAAAUUAUUUUAUCAGUUGCUAAUACAAUGUUAAUUAUUCUUCCUCAAUUACAAUCAUUACUUUAGAAUAAAAAAACACUUAGAUUUAACAAAACUACACCCUUAUAGAAACCAAAGUACAGUAGUUACAUAAUUGCAGUGUUAUAGCUGCUAUAUUUUCAUAAAUUUAUAAAAUGUAACAUAGACUAAAACAUGUUCACUUAAAACGAAUACAAUAGUUUGAUAUCUAUAUUUAUUUUCAAUGAUUAGAAAUUAUUUUUUAAUCAUUAAUUUGCUCUUUUGUAAUAGAUAUAUAUAUUGAAUAAAAAAAAUAACCUAAAUGUAUAAAAGGAUCAUUUAUUAGUACAAUUAUAAAUUAUAAAUGCCUCUGUUGAUUGUUGGCCUAAUAAUUAAUGUUUUAUUUUAUUGUCUCUAAUAUGGCAUAGAAAUCUAAAACUUAGUUAAUUUAUUGUGAUUAAUCAAAUAUAAGAGAACUGCUAUUGUAUUUUUUUAAAUAUGAUUUGAAUGAAAACCUGUUGAAUAAUAAUUUCAUUUUCACUUUUAAAUUUUUUUAGUAUACAUACCAGUAUGUGUAAAAAAUAAUAAUAGCGAGAUUUUUUUUUUUUUUUCCUGAAAAUUCUAGAAACAACUAUCUAUUUCAUAGAGAAAUAACAUCGUGUUUCAUAAAAAAGCCAUUCCCGAUUUAGUUACUCGAUUAUUUUAUGCUUACAUAAUCAAAGAAAUUCUUAAAAAUAUCAUUUAGACUUUUAAAAAAGUUUUCAGGAUGACUAUAAAAAAAAUUUGACCCGAUUGCAUUACUUUCCUUACCUAGUAUACGUAGGAAAGUAAAAAUGUAUAAACUUUGGAAUUACUUUAUUUUAUAUAUCUUUAUUGCAUUAUUUCAUGACUUUUUUGUUUCUUUUCACUUCAGUUUGUUUCUUGCCAAAUAAUGAAUAAGUCCGAAAGAUUAUUUAAAGAAAUUUUUUUUAAAAUCUUAAAAAAAAUUAUGUAUAUGCAAAGAAUAUGUUUAUUGUGAUAAAUAUAGUUUCAACAACCAUUUAAUUUAUACUGUUUAACUUCUUUGAAUAGACUAUGAAAUUAUUACUUUUCUUGUUUUUUUAAUGAAUAUUUUAGGAAAUUAUUAUGAAAUAACAAUUUCAUUUGAAGACUUAUUUUGCAGUAGUGUAAUAAGAUGGUGCUUGUAAAAAUCACAAUAAUUUUAAAGUUUCCUGAAUGUUAGAUAUUGAUACAAGAAUAUACUGAUAAAGUAAAAAGACUUAAAAACAGUAUUUUAUGUUGUACAGUAUUUGUAUGUUGAUAAAUUAGACAUUAUUGUAGACUUAUUUGUUUUCUGUUAUUUGUUAUUAAGAAGUGUUUGUAUAAGAUUGUAUCAUAUGUGCCUUAGGCUUUCUAGAUAAUUAUUGCUUUUAAUUGUAUGUUUAAUUUAUGUAAUGUUAUAUUUAUAUGCAAUAUACUGUAUACAUAUUUGAGCUAGAUUAUAAAAGUACUUGUAUAUAUAUGGUAUAUAUUUAUUACUGUAAUUUAGAUAUGAAUGACAAUAUCUUGUUAUAAUAAUAAUAAUAAAUUUUUUCUAACAAAAGAGAAAAAUACUGAAGUAUUU